This is a messenger RNA of Myotis lucifugus (little brown bat), 2409 nucleotides long. Its product is annotated as protocadherin alpha-10-like. Gene Ontology annotation, biological process: homophilic cell-cell adhesion. Gene Ontology annotation, molecular function: calcium ion binding. The record is from RefSeq and is a predicted model, not a curated record. Gene Ontology annotation, cellular component: plasma membrane. Lineage: Eukaryota; Metazoa; Chordata; Mammalia; Chiroptera; Vespertilionidae.
AUGAUGUUAGCUUCAGGAUCAGGUGAAGAGGGAACCCGGUUUUUGCUGCUCUCGCUUCUGCUCUUCGCUCCUCAGGAGACCGGGAGCCGCCAGGUCCACUACGCGGUCCCGGAGGAGGCCAAGCACGGCACCUUCGUGGGCCGCAUCGCGCAGGACCUGGGGCUGGAGCUGGCGGAGCUGGUGCCGCGCCUGUUCCGGGUGGCGUCCAAGGGCCGCGGGGACCUCCUGGAGGUAAAUCUGCAGAAUGGCAUUUUGUUUGUGAAUUCUCGGAUCGACCGCGAGGAGCUGUGCGGGCGGAGCUUGGAGUGCAGCAUCCACCUGGAGGUGGUGGUGGAGAGGCCGCUGCAGGUUUUCCAUGUGGAGGUGGAGGUGAAGGACAUUAAUGACAACCCGCCGGUGUUCCCGAGAACACAAAAGAAUCUGUAUAUCGCGGAAUCCAGGCCGCUUGACUCCCGGUUUCCGCUAGAGGGCGCCUCGGAUGCAGAUAUCGGGGUCAACGCUCUGCUGAAUUACAGACUGAGCGCCAACGAAUACUUCUCUCUGGAAGUACCGACCAACGACGACCAGGUAAAACCGCUUCAACUGGUACUAAAAAAACCUUUAGACAGGGAAGUCGCUUCGGAGCUCCUCUUGGUGCUUAAAGCAACAGAUGGGGGCAAACCUGAGCUGACAGGUACUGUAGAAGUACAGGUCACAGUGCUGGAUGCAAAUGACAACGCCCCAGUAUUUGACAAAGCAGUCCAUCGGGUAAAGCUACUGGAAAAUACAAGGAAUGGCACGCUGGUUCUUAGACUUAACGCCUCGGAUUUGGACGAGGGUUCAAAUAGCCGCAUUCUUUACUCCUUUGCAAGUGAUGUCUCCCCGGAUACAGCAGCAACUUUUUGCAUAGAACCAGUCACUGGAGAAAUAAAAGUAAAUGGAAAAAUAGAUUUUGAAGAAACUCAAUUAUGGAAGCUUCAAAUAGAAGCAGUUGAUAAUGGAAGUCCCCCGAUGUUUGGUCACUGCACCAUCUUGGUAGAAGUCGUGGACAUCAAUGAUAAUGCUCCGGAGCUGCUAGUGACUUCACUCUCACUUCCGGUUCCUGAGGACGCUCUACUGGGGACCGCCAUCGCCUUGAUUAGUGUGACCGACCAUGAUGCCGGUGUCAACGGGCAGGUGACCUGCUCAUUAACACCCCAACCCCCCUUCAAGCUGAUGCCCACCUUCAAGAAUUACUAUUCGCUGGUGCUGGACAGCGCCCUGGACCGGGAGAGCAUGUCGGACUACAUUGUAGUAGUAACUGCGCGGGACAGGGGCUCACCUUCGCUGUCGGCCACCACCAGCCUGUCCGUGGAGGUGGCCGACGUGAACGACAACGCGCCGCUGUUCGCGCAGCCCGAGUACACGGUGUUCGUGAAGGAGAACAACCCGCCCGGCUGCCACAUCUUCACGGUGUCGGCGCGGGACUUGGACGCGCAGGAGAACGCGCUGGUGUCCUACUCGCUGGUGGAGCGGCGGGUGGGCGAGCGCGCGCUGUCGAGCUACGUGUCGGUGCACGCGGAGAGCGGCAAGGUGUACGCGCUGCAGCCUCUGGACCACGAGGAGCUGGAGCUGCUGCAGUUCCAGGUGAGCGCGCGCGACGCGGGCGUGCCUCCUCUGGGCAGCAACGUGACGCUGCAGGUGUUCGUGCUGGACGAGAACGACAACGCGCCCGCGCUGCUGCCACAUGGGCCGAGCGGCGGGGGUGGCGCAGUGAGCCACUUGGUGUCGGGGUCGGUGGGCGCGGGCCAGGUGGUGGCGAAGGUGCGCGCGGUGGACGCGGACUCGGGCUACAACGCGUGGCUGUCCUAUGAGCUGCUGCCGGCGGCGGGUGGUGCGCGCAGCCCGUUCCGCGUGGGGCUGUACACGGGCGAGAUCAGCACGACGCGCGCCCUGGACGAGGCGGACGCACCGCGGCAGCGCCUGCUGGUGCUGGUGAAGGACCACGGGGAGCCGGCGCUGGCGGUCACGGCCACUGUGCUGCUCUCGCUGGUGGACAGCGGUCAGGCGCCUAAGGCCUCAUCGCGAGCUUCUUUGGGUGCCCAGGGCACAGGGACGGCGCUGGUGGACGUGAACGUGUACCUGAUCAUCGCCAUCUGCGCGGUGUCCAGCCUGUUGGUGCUCACACUGUUGCUCUACACAGCGCUGCGGUGCUCGGCGCCGCCCACCGAGGGCGGGUGCGGACCAGGGAAGCCCGUGCUGGUGUGCUCCAGCGCGGUGGGCAGCUGGUCAUUUUCGCAGCGGAAGCCGCAGAGGGUGUGCUCUGGGGAGGGGCAGCCCAAGACGGACCUCAUGGCCUUCAGUCCCAGUCUACCUCCUGGUUCUAGAGAUAACGGAGAGCAACAGGAGAUUUGCGGGAAUAUAUGUAAUAUCUUCAUCACCCUUGGGUAA